Cornus florida is the source of this 630-nucleotide messenger RNA. Its product is annotated as formin-like protein 20. Lineage: Eukaryota; Viridiplantae; Streptophyta; Magnoliopsida; Cornales; Cornaceae. The coding region runs from base 1 to 630 and encodes 209 amino acids. The transcript has a single exon. The record is from RefSeq and is a predicted model, not a curated record.
AUGGCCAUUACAUUUUCAAAUAUUUGUUUUAAAAAAUCGACUUCCCAAAACACCCUCAUAUUCCAAGUUCAAAAACCACCAUUACCUUCCACGACAAUCAUUUCCACCUUCCACCACCACCAUUGCCUUCCACCACCACUGACUUUCACCAUCGCCCACUAUUUUCCACCGCUACCGCUUUUCACCACCGCCACCGCCACCGCUUCUCACCACCGCUACCGCUACCGCCACCACCUUCCACUGCCAUUACCUUUCACCACUGCUACCGCCACCACCAUUGCCGCCAUCACCUUUCACCACUGCCACCACCUUCCACCACCACCACCACUACUACCGCCUUUCAGUAUCACCGCCACCUUUCACUACCGCCACCGUCACAACCCUAUACCACCACCGCCACCUUUCAUCACCACCACCGUUGCCGCCAUCACCUUUUACCACCUUCCAUCGCCACCACCACCUUCCACCACCGCCACCGCCACCGCCACCACUUUUCACCACAUCCACCACCUUCUGCCACCUCCACCGCUACCAGUACCACCACCGCCUUCCACCACCACCACCACCAUCGUCACCACCUUUCAGCACUACUACCACCGCCACUUCCAUUGCCUUCCACCACCACCAUAG